Mangifera indica (mango) is the source of this 6168-nucleotide messenger RNA. RefSeq names its product mediator of RNA polymerase II transcription subunit 14. Gene Ontology annotation, molecular function: transcription coregulator activity. Gene Ontology annotation, biological process: regulation of transcription by RNA polymerase II. The coding region runs from base 228 to 5660 and encodes 1810 amino acids. Gene Ontology annotation, cellular component: mediator complex; core mediator complex. The record is from RefSeq and is a predicted model, not a curated record. NCBI's taxonomy places the organism in Eukaryota, Viridiplantae, Streptophyta, Magnoliopsida, Sapindales, Anacardiaceae. The transcript has 8 exons.
CUUUCCAUCCUUUCCUGAGCGAGCGACGGUCGAGAGAGAGAAUACCAUAGCUUCUUCGUCAAACUCGAAUAACACAAAAGCAAAGUUCCAUUUUUUCGACAAGAACGCCAAAAUUAAACGAAUCAAACCCUAAUAUAAGCAAUUUUUCAUGUAAUUUCUAAUUUCUUCUGCUAUCAGAUCUUGAAAACCCACCGUUAAGUAAAAGCCCUAAUUUUCCGGCUCCAAUAAUGGGGGAAUUAGGGCAGAAGACGGUGCCGUUUUCGGCUCUUGUGAGUCGAGCCGCCGACGAGUCUUUUGCUCUACUCAAAGAGCUUGUUGACAAAUCGAAGAGUGGCGAAGAGUCUGAUACCGACAAGAAGAUUAACUUGUUGAAGUAUAUUGUGAGAACUCAGCAACGCAUGCUGCGACUCAAUGUUCUUGCCAAGUGGUGCCAACAGGUUCCACUUAUAAAGUAUUGUCAGCAACUUGCAGAUACUCUAUCAAGUCAUGAUUCAAAUUUCAUCCAAACUGCAGACAUGCUGUUUUUCAUGCAUGAGGGGCUACAGCAAGCUCGUGCUCCUAUCUAUGAUGUUCCGUCAGCUAUUGAAGUUUUCCUGUCAGGAUCUUAUCAGCGGUUACCAAAAUGUAUAGAAGAUGUGGGUAUGCAAAGCAUAUUAACUGAAGAGCAGCAGAAGCCGGCUUUGAAAAAGCUGGACAUGCUUGUACGGGCUAAAUUGCUUGAAGUUACACUGCCAAAGGAAAUUUCUGAGGUGAAAGUUUCCAAAGGUACGGCACUACUUCGUGUAGAUGGAGAAUUUAAAGUACUAGUUACUCUUGGUUAUCGAGGACACCUUUCAAUGUGGAGGAUACUGCAUUUGGAGCUGCUUGUUGGUGAGAGAAGUGGAUGUGUGAAGUUGGAAGAAUCACGACGGCAUGCUCUGGGAGAUGAUUUAGAGCGCAGAAUGUCUGCAUCGGAAAAUCCAUUCAUGACAUUGUACUCAGUUCUCCAUGAGCUUUGUGUUGCACUUGUUAUGGACACUGUCAUAAGGCAAGUGCAAGCACUUCGACUGGGGAGAUGGAAGGAUGCAAUUCGGUUUGACCGCAUAUCUGAUGGAGUGAGUGGAAGUUCUGCACAACCGAACCAAGAUGGUGAAGUUGAUUCUGGCAGUCUACGAACUCCGGGGUUAAAAUUAGUAUAUUGGCUAGAAUUGGAUAAAAACUCAAGUUCUUCUGACUCAGGAUCAUGUCCAUUCAUAAAAAUCGAACCUGGACCAGAUCUGCAAAUAAAAUGCCUCCAUAGUACAUUUGUUAUAGAUCCAUUAACCGGAAAGGAGGCAGAAUUUGCACUUGAACAAAGUUGCAUAGAUGUGGAAAAUUUACUGUUGAGAGCUAUUUCUUGUAAUAGAUAUACUCGUUUGCUUGAAAUUCAGAAGGAAUUGGGUAAGAAUAUUCAGAUCUGUCGAGCUGCAGGUGAUGUUGUUCUUCAAUCUUACAUGGAUGAACCUGAUAUUGACAAUAGAAAGAAAGAUAACAAGUCAGACUCUAGGGAAUAUGAGGGACUGGAAGUAUUAUGUGUUCGUGCCUAUGGCUCAGCAUUCUUUACACUUGGAAUUAAUAUAAGGAAUGGCCGGUUUCUUCUCCAAUCAUCCCAUGAUAUUCUAGCACCUUCAGCACUAUCAGAUUGUGAAGAAGCAUUAAAUCAGGGGAGUAUGUCUGCGGCUGAAAUUUUUAUGAGCUUGAGAAGCAAAAGUAUUUUGCAUUUGUUUGCUGCUAUUGGCAGGUUUUUAGGCCUUGAGGUUUAUCAAAAUGGUUUUACAGCAGUGAAAGUGCCAAAGAACCUUUCAAAUAGUUCAACCAUAUUGCUGAUGGGGUUUCCUGACUGUGGGAGUUCUUAUUUUCUGCUCAUGGAACUAGAUAAGGAUUUCAAACCUAUGUUUAAAUUGCUGGAGACUCAACCAGAUCAAUCGGUGAAAGGUCAUUCUUUUAAUGACUUAAGUCAUGUGAUGCGCAUCAAGAAAAUUGACAUCAGUCAGAUGCAGAUGCUUGAAGAUGAACUCAAUUUGAGCAUACUUGACAGGACAAAAUUACUUUCGUUUCUGCCUGGUGCAGAGGGUCCCAAUCAGACCUCUGAACAUGGUCUUCUUUCUGAAUUCAAUCUUGACAGUUCUAUUCAGAUUGCCGGAUGUCCUCCAUCAAGUUUUUCAUCUGUUGUUGAUGAAGUUUUUGAAUAUGAGAAAGGGCCAUCUGCGCCUUCUUACCCUGUUCAGAGUCUCUCUUCAUCAUUUGCUACAUCUUCUGCUUCUCAUUUUGGUUCUUUGCCUAUGAAUAUUCAUGGUGUAAAGCCUGGAACUCCCUCUCCAAAGUGGGAGGCAGGUAUGCAGAUUUCACAUCUUAAUAAUGCUGUAAAAGUUCCAAUUGGGGCUGCCAAUUAUAAUGGUUCUUUAUAUUCGUCAAGCAAUGUGAAGGGCCCUGUACAAUCUAGUUCUUUCGGUUCACUAUCCUCUGGUUUAGGAAGAAGUGCAGCUGUAAAGAAACUUUCAGCAUCAAAAUCUGAUCAGGAUUUGGCUUCUCUAAGAUCUCCACAUUCGCUUGAGGUGGGCAGUGUGGAGGAAGAUUUAGUAUCUGGGAAUAGGUCAUCUCGACUUCUAUCUCCUCCAAGGUCAGCUUCUAUGCGUGUCUCUGCACCAAUUGUGAAAUCAAAUGGACCCCGAAGCUCACCUACUGGGCCCCUCACCGGAUCUGUCAGAGUUGCUGGCUCGAGCUCCUUAGUUUCAACUCCCAUAUCCCAGGCAGCAGAUAUUGCAAUUUCCCAGAGCUCUUCCCAUGAUGUUGCCUCAAAACUUGAUAAAAAUCCACGAAAGCAUACUGUUUCUGAUAUGAUGGGUUUGAUUCCAUCACUCCAAGGCAUAGAAGUCUCUACAGGAUUUAACAAUAAGAAAAGGAAAAUAUCAGAAUCAGCUAAUUCUCAGCAGCCUUCAUCUGAGACACUUUUAUCGACUGAAAUGGUUUCUAAGGUGGAAGGAUACAGUUAUGGGAAUCUUGUUGCUGAAGCAAAUAAAGGAAAUGCAACUUCAAGUAUUUAUGUUUCUACUCUUCUCCAUGUGGUUAGGCAUUGUUCGCUAUGUAUUAAGCAUGCCAGACUAACGAGCCAGAUGGUGGCAUUGGAAAUUCCUUAUGUUGAAGAAGUGGGUCUAAGAAAUGCAUCCUCUAAUAUAUGGUUCCGGCUUCCAUUUGCCCGAGGUGAUACAUGGCGACACAUAUGCUUGCGACUUGGCAGGCCUGGAAGCAUGUAUUGGGAUGUCAAAAUAAAUGAUCAGCACUUCAGGGAUUUGUGGGAACUUCAGAAGGGAAGCAAUAGUACCCCAUGGGGCUCUGGUGUUCGAAUUGCCAAUACGUCUGAUGUAGAUUCUCACAUUCGUUAUGAUCCAGAAGGUGUUGUUCUAAGUUAUCAGUCUGUUGAGGCUGAUAGUAUCAAGAAGUUAGUUGCAGAUAUUCGAAGGCUUGCGGAUGCUCGGAUGUUUGCCAUUGGGAUGAGGAAACUGCUAGGAGUAAAAGCAGAUGAGAAACCAGAAGAGAGCAACUCGAACUUUGAUGCUAAAGCAACAGUAGCAGGCAAAGCUGCUGUUGAGGCAGCUGAUAGGUUAUCGGAACAAAUGAGGAGGGCAUUUAGAAUUGAGGCUGUUGGACUAAUGAGUUUGUGGUUUAGCUUUGGUUCAGGGGUCCUAGCUCGCUUCGUUGUUGAGUGGGAAUCAGGUAAAGAAGGUUGCACCAUGCAUGUUACUCCUGACCAACUUUGGCCUCAUACCAAGUUUUUAGAAGAUUUCAUAAAUGGAGCUGAAGUUGCAUCGCUUCUGGACUGCAUUCGCCUCACUGCAGGACCUUUGCAUGCCCUUGCUGCUGCAACUCGUCCUGCACGUGCUGGUGCCAUUCCUGGGGCCCCUGGAGUAGCUGCAGCUGUUUCUACCAUCCCAAAACAGACGGGUUAUAUAUCAUCACAAGGACUUCUUCCAACCAGUUCAACAAAUGUUAGUCAGGCUGCUUCUGCCCCCACAGGAAACCUGGUUGGAGCUAGUGUUACAGGCUCUCUAGGGAACCAUAAUCUUCAUAGUGCUGCAAUGUUAGCUGCUGCAGGGCGAGGUGGUCCUGGCAUUGUUCCAAGCUCACUGUUGCCAAUCGAUGUUUCUGUUGUAUUACGGGGCCCAUAUUGGAUACGAAUAAUAUAUCGCAAACAUUUUGCUGUUGACAUGCGAUGCUUUGCCGGAGAUCAGGUCUGGUUGCAGCCUGCAACACCGCCCAAGGGAGGGCCCUCAGUUGGAGGGUCAUUACCAUGUCCACAAUUUAGGCCUUUCAUCAUGGAGCAUGUUGCCCAGGAGCUGAAUGGAUUAGAUUCAAAUUUUACUGGUGGUCAACAGACAGUUGGAAUGCCGAAUUCCACCCCAGGUUCGGGCUCACAGCUGUCAAGUGCAAAUGUAAAUAGAGUUAACAUUCCUGGUUCUGCAAUGCCCAUGACAGUAAAGCACGUGGCUGGUUUGAACCGUGUUGGUAAUCCUAUUCCAGGAUCAUCAAAUUUGGCUGUUGUAAGUUCUGGUUUGCCUAUACGUAGAUCUCCUGGUGCUAGUGUCCCUGCCCAUGUUAGAGGAGAACUGAAUACAGCUAUUAUAGGUCUUGGUGAUGAUGGAGGUUAUGGAGGUGGAUGGGUUCCUCUUGUUGCUCUUAAGAAGGUGUUAAGAGGCAUUCUUAAAUACCUUGGAGUGCUUUGGCUAUUUGCACAGUUGCCUGAUCUUUUGAAAGAUAUCCUGGGAUCCAUUUUGAAGGACAAUGAAGGUGCACUUUUGAAUUUGGACCAGGAACAGCCUGCAUUACGUUUCUUUGUGGGGGGCUAUGUAUUCGCUGUUAGUGUCCACAGAGUUCAACUUCUUCUCCAAGUCCUUAGUGUAAAGCGUUUCCAUCAGCAGCAACAACAGCAGCAGCAGCAAAAUGCCAACACUGCUCAAGAGGAACUAACUCAGUCCGAAAUAGGAGAGAUAUGUGAUUACUUCAGUCGUCGUGUUGCAUCAGAGCCCUAUGAUGCUUCUCGUGUAGCAUCAUUCAUUACUCUUCUCACCUUGCCUAUAUCAGUUCUUAGAGAAUUCUUAAAAUUAAUAGCGUGGAAAAAAGGAUUAGCACAGGCACAAGGUGGUGAAAUCGCUCCCUCACAAAAACCCCGUAUCGAACUAUGCCUUGAAAGUCAUAGUGGGAUCACUGUGGAUGGCAAUUCUGACAAUUCAUCUGCUUCCAAAAGCAAUAUUCACUAUGAUAGGCCACAUAACUCUGUUGAUUUUGCACUGACUGUUGUUCUCGAUCCUGCUCACAUACCUCAUAUAAAUGCUGCUGGUGGUGCUGCUUGGUUGCCCUACUGUGUCUCUGUGAGGCUGAGAUAUUCAUUUGGCGAAAAUCCUACUGUUUCCUUUCUUGGUAUGGAAGGAAGCCAUGGAGGACGAGCUUGCUGGUUGCGGGUUGAUGAAUGGGAGAAAUGUAAACAGAGGGUGGCUCGAACCGUGGAAGUUAGUGGAGCUUCAUCUGUAGACCUUACCCAAGGCAGGCUAAGAGUAGUUGCAGACAGUGUACAAAGGACAUUGCAUGUGUGCCUUCAAGGUUUAAGGGAGGUUGCUGUGGCUGCUGCAAGCUCUGUGGCAACAUGAUGAACUGGUUCCCUGCAUGCUGCAUGCAGUUUUGACUACGGGAAUCAUGUUUUAUGUGCAGAUUUAUCAGAGAUUAUAAAUUCAAAAAUUUUGUUGCAGAAGGAACCUUCAGUGCCCUGGUGGAAUAUGACCUCUUUCAGAUAAAGUUGGGACAAUAAACUUGCAAUGUCCUCACGAAAAGGUUGACAGGUGAUUUGGAUCCUUUUUACUUCAUUGUAUCUUUACUGAUCUAAUUUUCUAAUAAGUAGGUGUAUUGCAUGAGAUUUUGAAGAUAAAAGGAUUUUUCUGCCGUGGCUUUCCUUGUACAGAUUUCUCUGAAUGGAGGCAGACUUUGUAUAAAAUUUUUAUGUUUCUGGAAGUGUUGUAUACCACAAAAUGGACAUUUGCAAGAUGCCCACGAUUGUCUUUAGAAGCUAUCCUAGGUUUACUUUUGUAAUUACAACUUUGUAGUCCUGGCUUUUGCAGGUUCAUUUGUUUUGGUAGUAAGUUUUUACUGUGGGUUUUAGUA